Molecule: messenger RNA, 1650 nt
Organism: Caenorhabditis briggsae
Lineage: Eukaryota; Metazoa; Nematoda; Chromadorea; Rhabditida; Rhabditidae
Exons: 9
Coding region: 1-1650 (549 amino acids)
Cellular component (GO): cytoplasm; plasma membrane
Molecular function (GO): protein binding
Source: RefSeq, a predicted model, not a curated record
AUGAACUCGCGUAUGUCGAAACUCCGGAGGAGUAUCUCUCGGAGUGUAUUCCAGCUAAAUAGCUCUUUGAGCCGGCAAAACAGUUUGAAUGGGCUGGUGGACCUUCCAACUAUGGCUAACACUACUCUGGUGGACAAGUUCGCAACGCCAACGAAUUUCCGUCAAUUGAGAGACUUGAUUCGCAACAAUAACGAGUUGCUCGCCGAGGUUGUCGCCGCGUUUGAGGAGAAGGCGGCACUCGAUUUUCAUUAUUCGAAGACGUUGAAAAAGAUUUCGAUUCGAUUACACAAGUUGACGCAGAGUGUUGAAUCUGGAAUCGACAAAGGCUGGACCAAUGUUGCUGAACAAUUCGACAUCCACGCAACCAUACACAGUAAUCUUGGCUCCGCCCUAACCGAGGAUAUCAUCCAACCCCUCCGAUCUAUCCAUACAAGUCAACAAAAAACCAUAAGAGCUGCCGACAACUUCGUAGAGCGCGAAAUUCGAAAAUUGAAAGAUAAGGAAGAUGAGACUCAAAAAAUGAAGCGCAGUUUGUAUGUGCUGUCAAAGGAGUUGGAGAAAACCGAAAACGCUGCCGAACGAGAGAAAAUGGCUCCAGAAAAGUAUGCGUUGAGACGAAAGAAGUACAAGGAGCAAAUGGUUCGAAGUGAGGAUGAUUACGUUUGGCAAACUGUGGAUUUGGAGAAACAACGACGGAUGACAGAGAAUGUUUUGAGAAAGGGAGUAGAGAGUAUGGAAUCAGUGGAGAGACAGAGAUUGGCACAUUGUCAGACUGCACUUGGGAGGUAUAAGAGGAAGAUUGAGAAUUUGGGACCGAAUUUAAGACAGAUGUUCGAGCGCCACUCAAACAAUUUGGAGCUAGCUGUGGAUUCAGUACCGGAGGACUACAUCCAGACCAUUCAACCAUCAACUUCCGCUGUUAAUCAUAUCACUUUGAUUGAUUUACAUGCCGAAAACUUUGGCGAAGUCAUGUCUUCUACACGACGUCGUCAGAAUCUGGAGCGAGUAUCCGGUGUGUUGGAUACAGAGCUAAAACGGAUGUACAACAAUCAGACAGCAGAUGUCAUGGUUUCGAAUUCCAAGCAAAUUAGUGUUCUUGAAUUUAUGGAAUAUCUCUACUACAAAAUCAACGAUGCUAUUAACAUAGUUGAUGGUGGACAGAAUCGAGGAUUUCAUAGACUCGCAAGGUUUCAGCACAAGAUUAAAGAUAAAUCGGGUCUCGCUAUGACAAUCCUAACUAUUCCGUUGUCUGGGGAGAAUAACAGUCUACCACCACCACCAAGUUUAUCAUUGGAAGCAUCUACAGCCUAUCCGUCACCCCAUGGCAGUAAUGAUUAUGAUGAAUAUGAGAAGAUUUCGGACGACGGCUUCUAUUCUACCACCACCACUGCAACGUCGUCUAGUAAUGGACAGAGGACUACAACAAGUUUCAAUGAACCAACUGCUCCAAAUGGUCCAACAAUUUGUAGAGUUCUGUAUGAUUUUGAACCAAAACACGCGGAUGAGAUUCAGAUUCGCGAAGGCCAAUGUGUACUUGUCGAGGAUCGAAUCGGAGACGAUUGGCUCAUCGGCCACGUCAUCAGUCAGCCGGACAACUCGGCGAUCGACCCGAGAUCUGGAAGAUUCCCAACCACUUAUGUUUCUUAUUAG